Owenia fusiformis is the source of this 447-nucleotide messenger RNA. Lineage: Eukaryota; Metazoa; Annelida; Polychaeta; Sabellida; Oweniidae. The record is from the annotation of a GenBank genome assembly.
GGGAAUAGACGCACAUGUUGGGGCUCAGGGGCACUUUAAUAGUGGAUAUUUACCUCCGCCAGGUGUACUACAGAGACGCCUUGAUAGUUUGGCCGAGGCUGGAGGGGAGGUCUGGAUUACGGAGCUCGAUGUAGACCAACCAGAUGUCAACGAGCGUGCAACUCAGUAUGAAAAUGCAUUGAAAAUAUUCUAUGGCCAUCCUGCUGUGCGUGGCGUUAUUGUGUGGGGAUUCUGGGACCAGGCUCAUUGGAAACCAAAUGCUUCUCUGGCUGAUGGACCAAAUUGUGAGCCAAAUGCAGCCGGUUUAGCUUGGAAUAGACUUGUCAAGCAGGAUUGGAUCACCAAUGAAACAUUCGCUGUGGUUGACACUGACGACAUCAUAACAUUUGAUGCGUUCCAUGGGGACUAUGAUCUCACAGUGAAGGAAAAUGGCAACGUAAUAAAGAC